Lachnellula hyalina is the source of this 1386-nucleotide messenger RNA. Its product is annotated as PWI domain-containing protein. NCBI's taxonomy places the organism in Eukaryota, Fungi, Ascomycota, Leotiomycetes, Helotiales, Lachnaceae. Bases 1 to 1386 code for a protein of 461 amino acids. Gene Ontology annotation, cellular component: spliceosomal complex. Gene Ontology annotation, molecular function: RNA binding. The record is from RefSeq and is a predicted model, not a curated record. The transcript has 6 exons. Gene Ontology annotation, biological process: mRNA processing; regulation of mRNA splicing, via spliceosome.
AUGGCCAGCUCAGUCGAUGCAAAGCUGUUGAAAUCAACCAAAUUUCCUCCUGAGUUCAGCCAGAAGGUUGACAUGCAGAAGGUGAACGUUGAGGUAAUGAAAAAAUGGAUCGCUGGCAAGAUCGCGGAGAUCCUCAACAAUGAUGAUGAUGUGGUUAUUGAACUCUGCUAUAAUCUUAUGGAGGGAGCGCGAUUUCCCGACAUCAAGAAGAUGCAGAUUCAAUUGACAGGCUUCCUCGACAAAGACACAGCUCCGUUCUGUAAAGAAUUAUGGAAGCUUUGCUUGAGCGCGCAAACCAACCCCCAGGGUGUUCCAAAGGAGUUGCUCGAGGCCAAAAAGCUCGAGCUCAUUCAAGAAAAGAUCCAAGCCGAGAAAGAUGCAGAGGUGGCUCGUCAACGACGCGAAGAAGAUCAACUAAGAGAGCGCGAAACGAACAAUGUCAGGAAUCGCGAGCGAGCCGAACGUGGAGAUCGUGGUCGUGAGAUUUUGGCCGAGGAAAUGACCGGGAUUUUGGGAGAGGCAAUGGACGGAACUACGAUAGACGCGGCCCAAGACAUUCCAGAUCUCCCCCGCGGCGUCGACCCGAUUCCAGAGAGCGAGGGUCGUUUCGAAGAGAUACUGACACCUACGUGCCCCCUGGACGAGGUGGACCGAGACGUGAUGAAAGAAGAAGGUUGCCCACAUCUGAAUCCCCCAGUCCGUUGGCAGACUCGCGUUCCACCUCGCGCUCUCCUACUCGUUCGCCCGCGCGAAACCGCCGUCGCUCAUUAUCAAGGUCCAGGUCUCCUGCUCCGCGCAGGCGCCGGUCCAUCUCCAGGUCACCAGACAGGCGCAGCUAUAGGGGUAGGGGAGGUAGAGACAGAGGAAGAAGCCCUGAUCGUGGAGCUCGUCGCAGAUCACCAACUCCUUCCAAUUCCUCUCGCACGCCACCACCCAAGCGCCGACGAGCAACGUCUGAUUCUAUUAGCCCAUCUCCGCCCCCAAGAAGAUCUCGUAACCGCUCCGAGUCUAUUAGUAAAUCUCCGCCAAGAAGAUCCAGGCGUUACUCUACCUCCAGAUCGAGAUCGCCUUCAACUUCCCGAUCACGGUCUGCCAGCCGUACUCCCAUUCGCAAAAAGUAGAAAUGUGACCCCGCCACGUCGCCGUCGUCGUAGUCCAUCAAGAAGCAGAAGUCGUGGUGGAAGGGAUCGAAAACGCCGGCGAUCAUUAGAGCGAUAUGAGCCGUCCAAGAGAAGACGUAGUUCCUCCUCAGUCUCUUCACCUGUUGAUACAAAGAAUAGGUCAGCUGAUUCAGAUAACCCGUACGACAAAGGGUCCCCGCCUAGAGAGAAGGAGAUUGGGGGUGCUGGACCUGCGGUAACUACCGAGGUUGGUAACGCUUCGUAA